CAUCAGUAUCAUGCUCUUUUUCGGCGUGACUCCCAAUUGACUUAUGCAUUUCUCAUAUGCAUAUGUUACGCAGUCUUCCUCGAUCGUAUUUAUCAGAUAGAUUGAUCAUAUCCUAUAUCUCAGGCGUUCAACUACUUGCAACGAGCGGACCAUCGAAGUAUGAUGAGCCGCCAAAACUCCCCGAAAUGUCUCAGCCAAGGGUUUAUGGGUGCACUGGAGCGACUCACUUGGACGCCCUCAUGGGUUCAAUGGGACCCGGAAGCGAACCAUGAUCUUAGCUGGACGAUGAACAUUUUAUUUGGACUGUCUGCCUCUUUUAGCGUUGCGAACCUGUACUAUAGCCAUCCCAUCUUGAAUAUCCUUGCGGAUGACUUCAAUGUAUCGGAUCAGCGUUCCUCUUUAGUACCGACACUUACACAGGCCGGAUAUGCUGUCGGGCUUCUACUUAUCGUUCCGGUCGGAGAUAUUGUUCGACGACGGCCUAUGAUCCUCAGUCUAAUCUUUAUGACAGCCCUAAUAUGGCUUGGAUGCACUCUAACCCAGUCUUUUUCCGCUUUCCUGGGGCUCUCGUUUUUGGUCGGUCUCUUGACCGUAACUCCUCAGCUCAUGUUUCCGCUCGCCGUUCAGUAUGCGCCGAAGCGACAUAGAGCCACCAUGAUUUCUAUCGUCAUGUCCGGCCUUGUUUUUGGUGUCCUCGUCGCUCGUCUUCUUAGCGGCAUCGUUACCCAAUACACGUCUUGGAGAAACGUCUAUUGGGUUUCUUUCGGCCUGCAGAUUCUUGUUUGGAUCUUCCUCUUCUUCGUAAUGCCUGAUUAUCCCAUAUUGAGCCCUGGGACAUCAUACCCAAGAAUUCUCCUGAAGAUCGUUACACUACCUUUUCUCAACCCCGAACUCACCCAGAACUCGCUCAUCGCUUUCCUGACGAUGGGCAUGUUCACUUCUUUCUGGACAACUUUGACGUUUCAGCUUGCCGACGUCUUCCAUCUAUCUACCUUAGCCAUUGGCCUCUUCGCACUUAUAGGAAUCUCGCCGGUGUUUCUAAACCCCAUCAUAUCCCGUUUUCUAAUAGCACCUCUGCACCCACAUGGCUCACUGAUUAUCGCGCAUCUGGUAACUAUUGCUGCGAUUUGCAUAGGCACAUUCGUCGGGACCUUCUCCUUAGCCGGUCCUGUCAUCUGGGCGUUCUUUGGAGAUCUUGGGAUGAACACGAUCAUUGUCGCGAACCGUGUUGCUAUCGCACAUGUCGACACCAAAGCGCAGAAUGCGGUCAAUUCCGUCUAUAUGGUCCAUACCUUCUGUGGACAACUCUUUGGCACAGCUGUUGGCAAUGCCUUGUAUGCGAAAGGAGGCUGGACGUACUCUGGAGCCUUCAAUAUCGCCCAGAUAAUAGCGGGAUUGCUGGUUCUUCUGAUGAGAGGGCCACAUGAAAAAGGUUGGCUGGGUUGGCGAGGUGGGUGGAAUAUGAGGAAACCUAAGACGGAGGAACUACCCCGAUCUUCUAACGCGCAAGCCGAUGUCGAGGCAAGUGCUGAAGAAACGGCAACGGAUGCGACAACCGAAAUGCCAACCGAGGACGAAGCUUCCAGGGAGAAGGUUGAGGAUCGCGAUGGAAAAAGGGGUAGAGUGGAGAAUAUUUAGUAGAG
This is a messenger RNA of Annulohypoxylon maeteangense, 1643 nucleotides long. Its product is annotated as MFS general substrate transporter. Gene Ontology annotation, molecular function: transmembrane transporter activity. The transcript is spliced from 3 exons. NCBI's taxonomy places the organism in Eukaryota, Fungi, Ascomycota, Sordariomycetes, Xylariales, Hypoxylaceae. Bases 160 to 1638 code for a protein of 492 amino acids. Gene Ontology annotation, biological process: transmembrane transport. The record is from RefSeq and is a predicted model, not a curated record.